This is a messenger RNA of Hansenula ciferrii, 1581 nucleotides long. It is a transcript of the gene CCT3, whose product is annotated as chaperonin-containing T-complex subunit CCT3. The transcript has a single exon. The record is from RefSeq and is a predicted model, not a curated record. The coding region runs from base 1 to 1581 and encodes 526 amino acids. NCBI's taxonomy places the organism in Eukaryota, Fungi, Ascomycota, Saccharomycetes, Phaffomycetales, Wickerhamomycetaceae. Gene Ontology annotation, biological process: protein folding. Gene Ontology annotation, cellular component: chaperonin-containing T-complex. Gene Ontology annotation, molecular function: ATP hydrolysis activity; ATP-dependent protein folding chaperone; ATP binding.
AUGCAAGCUCCUGUUGUGUUUAUGAAUACCUCUGCUGACAGACAGACUGGUCGUCAAGCUCAAAUUUCAAACAUCACAGCUGCCAAAGCUGUGUCAGAUAUCAUUAGAACAUGUUUAGGUCCAAAAGCCAUGUUGAAAAUGUUAUUAGAUCCUAUGGGUGGUAUUGUUUUAACUAAUGAUGGUCAUGCUAUCUUAAGAGAAAUUGAUGUUGCUCAUCCAGCUGCUAAAUCCAUGAUUGAAUUGAGUAGAACUCAAGAUGAAGAAGUUGGUGAUGGUACAACAACUGUUAUAAUAUUAGCUGGUGAAAUUCUUGCACAAACAUUCCCAUAUAUUGAAAAAAAUAUUCAUCCAGUCAUUAUAAUUCAAGCUUUAAAACAAGCAUUAAGUGAUGCUUUAGAAAUAAUUCAUCAAGUUUCAAGACCAAUUGAUAUUGAAAAUGAAAAUGCAAUGAUUAAAUUAAUUAGUGCAUCAAUUGGUACAAAAUAUGUUAAUAAAUGGUCAGAUUUAAUGUGUUCAUUAGCUUUAAAAGCUGUUAAAACUGUUUUAAUUGAUGAUGGAUUUGGUCAUAAAGAAAUUGAUACAAAAAGAUAUGUUCGUAUUGAAAAAAUUCCAGGUGGUGAAAUUGAAGAUAGUGAAGUUUUACAAGGUGUUUUAUUAAAUAAAGAUGUUACACAUCCAAAAAUGAGAAGAUAUAUAGAAAAUCCAAGAAUUAUUUUAUUAGAUUGUCCAUUAGAAUAUAAAAAAGGUGAAUCACAAACAAAUAUUGAAAUUACAAAAGAAGAAGAUUGGAGUAGAAUUUUAGAAAUUGAAGAAGAACAAGUUAAACAAUUAUGUGAAACUUUAUUACAAUUUAAACCAGAUUUAGUUUUAACAGAAAAGGGUGUUUCAGAUUUAGCUCAACAUUAUUUAUUAAAAGGUGGUGUUACAGCAUUAAGAAGAGUUAAAAAAUCAGAUAAUAAUCGUAUUUCAAGAGCAACUGGUGCAACAAUUGUUAAUAGAAUUGAAGAUUUACGUGAAAGUGAUGUUGGUAAUAAAUGUGGAUUAUUUAAAGUUGAACAAAUUGGUGAUGAAUAUUUUUCAUAUUUAACAAAUUGUGAAAAACCACAAGCUUGUACAGUUGUAUUAAGAGGUCCAUCAAAAGAUAUUUUAAAUGAAAUUGAUAGAAAUUUACAAGAUGCUAUGGCUGUUACACGUAAUGUUAUAUUUGAACCAAGUUUAUCACCAGGUGGAGGUGCAACAGAAAUGGCAGUUUCAGUUAAAUUAAGUGAAAAGGCUAAAACUAUUGAAGGUAUUCAACAAUGGCCUUAUCAAGCAGUUGCAGAUGCAUUUGAAGUUAUUCCAAGAACUUUAAUUCAAAAUGCAGGUGGUAAUCCAAUUCGUUUAUUAUCACAAUUAAGAGCUAAACAUGCUAAAGGUGAUUAUACAUUUGGUAUUGAUGGUGAACAUGGUAAAAUUGUUGAUAUGAAUUCAUAUGGUAUUUGGGAACCAGAAGUUAUUAAACAACAAAGUAUUAAAACUGCUAUUGAAAGUGCUUGUUUAUUAUUAAGAGUUGAUGAUAUUGUUAGUGGUGUUCGUAAAUAA